Penaeus monodon (black tiger shrimp) is the source of this 708-nucleotide messenger RNA. RefSeq lists its product as uncharacterized. The transcript is spliced from 6 exons. The coding region runs from base 1 to 708 and encodes 235 amino acids. Lineage: Eukaryota; Metazoa; Arthropoda; Malacostraca; Decapoda; Penaeidae. The record is from RefSeq and is a predicted model, not a curated record.
AUGGCCCCACAGAUCGACACAGCUGCUGACACGACGCAGGUGGAGGUGGUGGAGGGAUACAACGCGUCUCUUCCCUGUUCUAUCCACUCUCCUACACACGACACUCCCGUCCUCACGCUGUGGUAUAUUGGCACUGACGAAACCCCCGUAUACAGCUACGACCAGCGACCCAACGAGCGCGGCGGGACGGAGUGGUCGGACGCGCUGGUGUUCGGCUCGCGGGUCAAGUACCUCCCGUUCGAGCGGCCGCCCGUCCUCCUCCUCACCAACGUCUCGACGAUGGACGCGCGACUCUACCGCUGCAGGGUGGACUUCCACAAGUCCAACUCGCGCCAGGCGUGGAUCAGGCUCUCGGUCACAGUUCCCCCUUCCAAGAUUGAGGUGAUCCCACGCAUAUCACCCGUCGAGCUCGGCCAGAGAGAUGACGUGAGGAUUGUAAUGCUCGCUCUCCCUCCAACCUUACUCGAAAAUGUAUCACCUGCGUCAUAUAAGCUUGAUAGUGUGCCUCACGCUGUAUUGCACACUGCUAUUGCAUCACACUCGCUGGUGCUGAACCGCAGAACCUCGGGACGUGCCUGCAGGGAUAUCAUUGACACGUUUUCCUGCAUUCCUCUGUGCUCUGAUCUUCCUUUGUUGUGCCUGGACCGUGAUGGCGUUCCCGGUGACUACACAGAAGAAACUCCAACCACGCCAGCCAAUGAUCUCUAG